ACUCUCUGUCCAGAAGCUUAAUCACACUAGAGAAAUCAAUGUGAUCUUACUGAAUGAACACCGUGGACCGUUAAAUUUACUUCUCUUCAGCUUCAUAAUAUAAAACACUGGAACUACCCUGUGAAAAAUGACCCAGCAAAUGCAGAGCUUACAACUUUCCCAGACCAAAAAGAAUAACCCUCCAUCUUCUCCCAAUGCCGCCAAGCGCCUCUACCGCAACCUCUCCGAGAAGCUGAAGGGAAGCCACUCAUCCUUUGAUGAGGUGUAUUUCAGGGCCCGAACAGAUCGUCUCAGUCUCCGGAAGUCUUCAGUGAAUUUCCAGUGCUGCGAAGCCAUGUUCGAGGCUGUGGAGCAACAGGACCUGGAUGCUGUCCAGGUUCUCCUCUACCAGUAUACACCAGAGGAGCUGGAUCUCAACACACCUAACAGUGAGGGAUUAACAGCUCUGGACAUCGCUAUCCUGACGAAUAAUGUACCCAUUGCCAAGAUCCUCAUGAAAGUUGGUGCAAAGGAGAGCCCACACUUUGUCAGCGUGGAAGGGAGAUCUGUCCAUCUUAGCAACUUAGUCCAAGAAGCUCAGCAACGGGUGAAUGACCUGUCUGCACAAGUCAUGAGUGAGGGUCUCGGCGCAGACAGCUGUGAGAAGGAGAAGCAGCUGAAAGCCUGGGAGUGGAGAUAUCGGCUUUACAAACGCAUGAAGUCCAGCUUUGAACAUUCUAGAGCCCCUGAGGCACCAACCAACAUCUGCCUUAUGGUAACAAGCAGCACAUCACUCACUGUCACUUUCCAAGAGCCUCAUAGCAUCAAUUCAGCAGUGGUGACAAAAUACAAAGUGGAAUGGAGCUGUUCCGAAGACUUUUCUCCUUUGGUCGGAGAGAUCAUAAUGGAAAACCUUCAGUCUUUGAGAUGCACUAUUACCGGCCUCACAAUGGGCCAAAGAUAUUAUGUCCAAGUGUACGCCCAUAACAUGAAAGGCUGGGGACAGCCUCAGAUUUCCUCACCUUGCUGUGCUUCUCCUUCUAACUGGAAAGACUGCGAUGGCAGAGAACCUAAGCACCGGGGGCAGAUUGAAGCCCUGGAAUGUUUGUUGCAGCAGGUUAGAGCAUCUCGUUCAAGCUACAUUUGCCGAGAUAAUGUUAAAUUGCAGAAUGCCGGUCGCAAGCAGUCUGUCUCCAGAAGCCUAAAGCAUCUCUUCCAUUCUUCAAACAAGUUUGUGAAGACUUUGAAAAGAGGGCUUUAUUUAGCUGUGAUAUUUUAUUACAAAGACAACAUGUUAGUAACCAAUGAAGAUCACAUACCAAUAGUGGAAAUUGAUGAUUCUCACGCCAGUUCUAUUAUGCAAGAUUUUCUCUGGUUCACAAAGCUGUCUUGUAUGUGGGAUGAGAUCCGAUGGCUGAGACAGAACAUGUCCGUCUCUAUGUCCUCCUCCACAGCGCUCCAAGCCAGGCAGAAAAUGCUGUCUGCAGCAGCCCAGUUACAGAACCUGUUAGGUACACACAACCUGGGCCAAGUCUAUUAUGAACCGAUCAAAGACCGUCAUGGCAAUGUUAUCAUAGUGACAAUCAGAGAGGUGGAGAGCCUCUAUUCCUUUUUUAAUGGCAAAUGGAUGCAGAUAUCUAAGCUACAAAGCCAGAGGAAAUCCCUUUCGACACCUGAGGAGCCAACAGCGUUAGACAUCUUGCUUAUCACAAUUCAGGACAUACUUUCCUAUCACAGAAGGAGCCAACAGCGUCUGGCUCCAGGCCUUUAUUUGGGCUACUUAAAACUCUGCAGUUCUGUCGAUCAGAUCAAAGUGCUUGUGCUACAAAAGCUGCCCAACAUUCUGUGUCACGUUAAAAUCCGAGACAAUUGCAAUGUGUCCAGAGAGGAAUGGGAAUGGAUCCAAAGACUUUCUGGCUCAGAAUCUAUGGAAAAUAUGGAUCAUUCUGCCGAGUGUCCAACUCGACUCUUUUUUGAGCUCCAAAUGGCAAUGAGAGCCCUUCUUAAACAAAUCAAUCUACCUCUACAACAGGCUAAGCUGUUCCGUCUGUAUACACAGGAGGUGUUGGAACUGGGUCACAAUGUUUCCUUUCUUCUCCUGCUCCCUGCCUCAGACGACGUCUGCACUGCCCCAGGACAGAACAACCCUUACACCCUGCACACAGGAUUUCUUAACCUCCCUCUUCAGAUGUUUGAACUCGUUCAUUUUUGCAGUUACAAGGAAAAAUUUAUUAGCCUCUAUUGCCGCCUUUCCGCUGUCAUAGAGCUAGAUUUUCUGAGCACUCAGCAGUCCCUGAGGGAAGCCAUUUCAGACAGUGAAGUUGCUGCUGCUAAACUAAGACACCAACAAGUCCUAGAUUACAUACAGCAAAUUGAUGAGAUCUGGCGGGAAAUGAGGUGGAUCAAUGAAGCACUGCAGUAUGCACGGUACAGACCAACAACCUCUGGCUUGCCCCUCGUGAAAAUUCUGGAUCUCUCAGAGGAGCCCCUGCAGAAAAAAAUAAGCUCUACGUCCUCCCAUCUUGACUGUCUUCCAUCCCCACCUCCUUCCCCAGAGAUGGGGAUGCCAAGGAGAAAAGCUGAUUCCCAGCCAUAUUCUGAUGAAGAAGGUUGCUCAGAGGUGUUCCUCCCAACUGACAGUGACUAUGAUUCCAGCGAUGCUUUGAGUCCACGAGAACUGGAUUUGGUUUAUUCAUCCUCCCAGGAUAUCUCCCAUCAGGCUGUGAGUUGUUUGAGUGGUAGCGCCCCAGAUGUCCUUCAAGUCCAUGACAUCAAACCUUGCUUGACUCCAAAACAAAACCCAAGAGGGAGCAGUGUCUUAGAGGCAGAGGUCGAUCAGUCUACAGAGAACAUGCAGAGUCUGUCAAUUGGAAGGCUCUCACCCAAAAACCCAGAAAAGAAUUCCGGCUCAAAGCAAUCUUUGAGUUUCCUAGGGAAGAAAAAACAUGGGAAACAUCAGCACUACAAUUAUUUCAGCCGACACCAUCGCUGGCUCCGUGUACACAGUGAGACCCAGUCCAUCUCUCUUUCUGAAGGCCUCUACACUCCCCAUCUCACACAAGCCAUGGACUACUCUCAAGAGCCCACGCCUGGUGAGCAGAUCAGUAUUUCUAUUGAUUGCCCCCGCAGUACUUUCUUACCUCAUGCUUCAAGUCUCCCAGAAGAAGGGAAAGACAAAUACCAGGAACUGAGGCCAAACAUCCGCAGAAUAUAUGUUGAGCCUUACAAGACCAUAUUAUCCAGUGAAGGGAGCAAGCAGUCUGGAGAUCAUCCAGAUUUGCACAGCCCGUUGGGUCAAGGCAGGAUUGCAGAAGAUCAGUCUUGUUCUAACAUCCCCGAAGUGUUCAGCAGUGACCUGUAAGAGGUCACAUUGCUCAGUAGCCCCUGCUCCUCUGCCCUGCCUUCAAACUACGAUCACACUUACCACAAAUGGAAGACUAGUUCUUCAAAACAAACUGCAUUCAGAAGUCCCAGUUCAGGUCUCUACCAAACGGAGGGGCAGACCUUCGGCACGGUUUUCUAAGAAAAGACAUAGGGAAAACUUUUGCAUAUAUGCUUACUUGCACUUCUUCUAAAGUUCUAAAGUUAGGUGGCUGAUUCUUGACUCUUUAUUUGGUACUUAACAAGGCAGAAAGAAAUGUUAUCUUUUUCAAGUGAAAAAGAAAUUUUCAGGAAACUUAAAAUGUUUCACUACAGAAUUUUCCCAUCCUAAAUAGUCAGCGUUGUCCCUCGCUUAUUGAGUAGCAUUCAUGGCUCCAGGAGCUGAUUUUUUUAAAAAAAAAAAAUCUUCAGCAUCAGUGACUUUAUUGUGUUUCACCAUGCUGGGCAACGCAACAUCAGUAAGGACAAUUGUUCAGAAAAUAAUGUUGAUUUUUAAGAAUAACAAGAGUGGUGCAGUCAAAAAGGUCUCUGCAAACAAAUUUGAGGAAGAUUAUCUCAUUUUACCAUUUUUCCUCCAUUGUAACCUUCUGUGGGAACGAUCACUGGGAAGGAUCCCAAAGUUUUACUGGGAGAUGAAAAAAAAAACCUCCCUGUUUUAUUUUUUAUUUUGUGGUUUUCAUAUCUACAAGAGUAUGAACAGUUUUGCUCCUACAGCAUUUUUCAGUUAUACCAUUUGAGUUGAUGUCUUUCAGGAUAUAGCUACCCUAAAUCAUUAAAUCAGAGCACUUUUCAUCUUCAAGGUCAUUUUUGCACAUUAUUGGUUGGUAAUUCCCAACAUUCUUCAGGUGGAAACCCAGCUAAUUGAUAUAAACAAGUUUUAGAGACAACUUCAGUUGGCGAUCUUAUUUGGAAGGAAGUCUUUCACCUUAUCCCUUCUCUUACAUUUUGGCUGUUUGGUCAAUGGGAUUUGACAGUUCACCCUGUCAAAAAUGCGGAAUGAGCACAUAAAUUUGUGGGUAGAUUCAGGAGUAGUGCCAUGGCUUUUUUAUCAUGAUUUACUGAUCGGCCAUUUUGAAGAGGUGAUCCCCCAACUACAAUUUAUCUUUGUUUCUUGUAAAAUCUACCGAUCUCAAUAUUUUGAAUGUAAGUAUACCAUUAGGACUUGAAUCCCCUUUAAUUUAUACAACUCCUCAGUAUGCAGACGGAUGUUCAUAUAGGAUCUCAUCUCCAGGUGGCUUAGUUGGCCAGGUGCUGGGAAGUGAGCCUUGUGAAUACUGCCUUGGACCAUUUCUUAGAUGGAAAUGUAUCAUAAGAAUCAUCAAUGUACGUUAUGGGAUCUGGAAAGGAGACGGUACUACUAAAUGAUUUUGUUGUUAGGGGUAUAGGCCAUUCUGGGUGAGUGUAAUUGAUAACAAAAUGAAAGUUUUAGUCAAACCAAUGAGGCCAUCAUCAAGUCAAUGUGGCCGUCAUCAAAAGGUUUUUGCACAGAAUUCAAAGUAUCUACUUGCACUAUUCACAAGAGCAUGGGUACCUCUGCAGUUCUCUGCCUCUUGAUCUCUAGGGAAAGCAGAGGGAACCAAGCAUGCUUACAAGUCUUUGAAUAAUCAAGACCCCAAUCUUAUCAGGAGACGCUCACAUCCUGGAGCCAUUUGAAUGCACUAAAUCACCUCCACAGACGUUGUUGACGGCACUGAUGUCUACAGAACUGAUCAUCUCUUGCAUGUGCAGAGGUGAAUACUCACAGCAAGUUAUCAAUUUUAAGGAAAAACGCCAGGUUUUCCAUGUUGCUAUCAAGACUUGCAGCUAGCGUUCAUUAGUGUCUGCUCACUUGCAGGAAAUCUGCCCCCCUUCCUCCCCCCAAAAAAACAACAGCACUCAGUUUUCUGCUGGAUUAGUUACCCACAUCUUCAUUAAUGCUUAGAAACUACAGUGAGCAUGCAGAAAGUUAUGUCUACUUCUUUGUUGAAGUGUAAGUAUAUUUUUUCCAGUGGAGCCAAUGAAAAUUGGAAAUGCUUUGAAGAGAAAAGAGAGUUCCAUAUGUAUGGGUGUACAUAAAUACAUACAUGCAUACAUACAUACAGGGAAGGGAAUGUUUUAUUCGCAAAAUGAAUACCAAGAGUCUUUAAACAUUAAUGCUUUGAAAAGAUAUAUGCAUCUUUCUAUUCUCUUACAUACAUGUUCACCAAAAUGAUGUGUUCAGUUGCUGGUCAACUCUUGGCUCAUGACUGUUAUGGGAUAUAGAUAGAUGGCAUAUAUAUGUAGAUGAUUUUGUAGAUACGGGGGGUUUGUAUACAUGUAGAUAUAGAUAAAGAUAUAGAUUAUAUAGGUAUGCUGCCUUAUGGAAAGGUUUCUGGUAUAUUUGAAAAAAGAUAUUGCACAAUUCAGAGUUUCUUCAGGAAGAAUUUACUUUUGCCAUCAACAGGAACACACACACACACACACACACACACACACACACACAAAGCACUAAGCACUUUGAUUCCUGCGGCACAUCAUCUAGUUUCCUCUUCUUUCACCCAUUGCAAUCUCACUUCAUGUAGCAGUAGCAUCUCUCCUGAUGCUACUGUCCUACAAUUUUUUUU
This is a messenger RNA of Thamnophis elegans (Western terrestrial garter snake), 5942 nucleotides long. It is a transcript of the gene ANKFN1, whose product is annotated as ankyrin repeat and fibronectin type III domain containing 1. The record is from RefSeq and is a predicted model, not a curated record. Gene Ontology annotation, cellular component: spindle. Gene Ontology annotation, molecular function: protein binding. The transcript is spliced from 18 exons. Lineage: Eukaryota; Metazoa; Chordata; Lepidosauria; Squamata; Natricidae. Bases 128 to 3340 code for a protein of 1070 amino acids. Gene Ontology annotation, biological process: regulation of establishment of bipolar cell polarity; establishment of mitotic spindle orientation.